AUGGGCCUCAGACACGGACCUCAGACACGGACCUCAGACACGGACCUCAGACAUGGGCCUCAGACACGGGCCUCAGACACGGACCUCAGACACGGACCUCAGACACGGACCUCAGACAUGGGCCUCAGACACGGACCUCAGACACGGACCUCAGACAUGGACCACAGACACGGACCUCAGACACGGACCUCAGACAUGGACCUCAGACACAGACUUCCUUCAGACACAGACUUCCUUCAGACAUGGACCUCAGACACGGACCUCAGACACGGACCUCAGACAUGGACCUCAGACACGGACCUCAGACAUGGACCUCAGACACGGACCUCAGACACGGACCUCAGACAUGGACCUCAGACAUGGACCUCAGACACGGACCUCAGACAUGGACCUCAGACACGGACCUCAGACAUGGACCUCAGACACGGACCUCAGACAUGGGCCUCAGACACGGACCUCAGACACGGACCUCAGACACGGACCUCAGACAUGGGCCUCAGACACGGACCUCAGACACGGACCUCAGACACGGACCUCAGACACGGACCUCAGACAUGGGCCUCAGACACGGACCUCAGACACGGACCUCAGACAUGGACCUCAGACACGGACCUCAGACACGGACCUCAGACAUGGACCUCAGACACAGACUUCCUUCAGACACAGACUUCCUUCAGACAUGACCUCAGACACGGACCUCAGACAUGGACCUCAGACACGGACCUCAGACAUGGACCUCAGACACGGACCUCAGACAUGGACCUCAGACACGGACCUCAGACACGGACCUCAGACAUGGACCUCAGACACAGACUUCCUUCAGACACAGACUUCCUUCAGACAUGGACCUCAGACACGGACCUCAGACAUGGACCUCAGACACGGACCUCAGACAUGGACCUCAGACACGGACCUCAGACAUGGACCUCAGACACGGACCUCAGACAUGGACCUCAGACAUGGACCUCAGACACGGACCUCAGACACGGACCUCAGACACGGACCUCAGACACGGACCUCAGACACGGACCUCAGACACGGACCUCAGACACGGACCUCAGACACGGACCUCAGACACGGACCUCAGACAUGGACCUCAGACACGGACCUCAGACACGGACCUCAGACAUGAACCUCAGACACGGACCUCAGACACAGACUUCCUUCAGACACGGACCUCAGACAUGGACCUCUCCCUCUCUCCUCUUCUGUCUUGCCGUCAUGGUUACGGGGCCCAAACCUCGGCUCGUCUCUGUGGUUGCGCCGCUUGAUCCGGGCUGGCGCUGGGUGGUUCUGUGA
Knipowitschia caucasica is the source of this 1299-nucleotide messenger RNA. Lineage: Eukaryota; Metazoa; Chordata; Actinopteri; Gobiiformes; Gobiidae. The record is from the annotation of a GenBank genome assembly.